UUAUAAAUCUCCUCCUCCACGCUUGUUUUCUCUUCAUUCCAAAUCCAACCAUGGCAAGCCAUUUCGUAGUUCUGGCCCUUCUCAUCUCUUGCCACGCCCUGGCUUCGACCAGCGCCGAAGAAACGGGCUACGUGGGCCCAGUGGAUCCCAAAACACUGGGCCUAUACAAGAAAGACAAGUUUAGCCAUUUCCACUUUUACUUCCACGAAACCUUCACCACAGACAACGCCACCACCGUGACGGUGGUGCAGCCCCUCCCCAAGUACAACGGAACCACCUCGUUCGGGUCGGUGUCGAUCAUGGACAACGCCUUGACCGUAGGACCCAACCGUACCUCCAAGGUGGUCGGAAGAAUCGAAGGCUUGGUGGCGGGCACGUCACAAUCGGAGUUUAACCUGUUGGUGGUUCUGAACUUCGCCUUAACCGAAGGGAAGUACAAUGGAAGCAGCAUCGUGGUGUUGGGGAGGAACCGUCUCUCACUCAAGGUUAGGGAGUUGCCGGUGAUCGGAGGUACUGGGGUCUUUAGAUUUGCCACCGGCUAUGCUGAAGCUAACACCGUCUUUAUUGAACCCACAGUCAGGUCUACUGUUGAGUAUAACAUUUAUGUUUCGCAUUAUUGAUCAUUUGUUUUUCCUUUAUUUUACUCUGUGUCUCGCGCUCUGUUGUAUUUGUAUCUUCUCUUCUUGCAUGGGAGGAGGUUUACCAGAUUUUACUUUUUUUAAUGUUCAGAUUGUAAUAAUUUCUAUACAGGGUUAAUAAUGUUUGCCAUCAUGGAUGGAUAUUGGAUAAUGAUACAACCAUAUGAGAUAUUGGAUUUUUCAAAA
Messenger RNA from Cajanus cajan (pigeon pea), 824 nucleotides. Its product is annotated as dirigent protein 22. The record is from RefSeq and is a predicted model, not a curated record. NCBI's taxonomy places the organism in Eukaryota, Viridiplantae, Streptophyta, Magnoliopsida, Fabales, Fabaceae.